AUGGCGGACAUGUCGGAGGCAUCGGAUGACGAAUACUCUUCACCACGUGAAUUCAAUGAUGACAGAGAAAAAAGUUUUCUCCACAGAAAAAUAAAUGAAUUAACAAAACAAGUGGAAUGUUUGAAAGAAAACAAUGAUGAAGCACAUAGAUAUAUAAGUGAAAUUUCUCCCAUGAUUUCUUCUUAUGGAGAACUUGAAAAAGAAUUGAAACGACAACAAAUUCUAAACAAAUACCUUGAAAACAGAUUAGAAGUUGAUGACGAGGCGUAUGUAAAGCUAUGGAAAGAAGUGUCUCCAUCAAAAGAUAAUACGAUAACAACAGACAUGCCACAGGAAGAGGAUGGAAAUAAAGCCAGCUCUACCCUUUUGGACGACGGAACGGCAUCAAAAUCGAAAGGAAAUUUAUCUGAUCAGCACAAUCAUGAUGUUUUUGCUACAGGUACGAAGGAAAUAGAUAUCCAAGCACUAGAUGCAAAUGAGGCGAAGACAUUUCUACGAAUGGAAUUGAAGAUCAACGAUAAAUUAAAGAGAAGACUUGCGACAGUUAGAGAAGAGAAACAAGCUUUGAGUGACAACAUGAGUCGAGAGAUAACAAAACGGGACAACAUAAUAUGUAGAGUAGAACAAAAUCUGAGGUUGGUAACAGAACAAAAAGCCCAGCUCGAACAGAAUUUGGAUAUAGCAAACGCCAGACUGGCUGAAAAAGGAUUGACCACCCCGACUACGUCAGAGAAUGUCCAGCAGGAAGUCAACGCAUUACUGAUAAAACUAGGUAAAACCGAAGAAAACAUGAGGAUGAUGGCAGCACAAAAAGGGCAGCUCGAAAAGGAUUUUGAAAGAGCAAAAUACGAAUGGGAUUCCAUGGAGAAGAAGAUGAACGAAGAUAAAGAGGAGCUCAAAUCGAAAGUCGACAGGAUGACAUUGGCUCUCCAUGAGAAAGUAGAAAGUUUACAACAACAAAUUGACGUUUGCAUAAGAGAUCGAGAACGAAAAAAUGCUGAAUGUAAUCAAAAGCAGAUCGCCCUUGAAGAGCUGAAAAAACAGCUCGAGGAGAAGGAACAAAUCCAAGUAACAAGAGAUGAAGAGAAUCAAGCCAUGGUUUUAAAAAUCGAAAAUUUGCGCAAAGAACAAUACCUCGUCAAAGUCGAAAAUGAUGAUGAGCUUUGUGUCAGCGAGUUGAAAAAUGAGGCGCAUGAAAAAGAGGAAGAAAACAUCCAAGAUACAUCUGAUGAAGAACUUCAAGCAUUGCAACUGGAAAAUAAUGUUUUGAAAUCGGCGCUGCAAACCUUAUUGCAUGAUGAGAAGCAGGAACAGACUGAUAAUCUAAUCGAAACGCACCCAAGCUUGGCUCCAUUGACAGCUCAACCUGCAAAACGAAAGAAAAUAAUAGUUGUAGGAAUACGUAGCGUGCGCAGUGGAAUGGGCAAAACCAUGACUGACAAUGUAAUCCAGGGGCUUCAGCAACUCCUACGGGACAGAAUGAUCCGGGAAAGAAUAGAUAUUUACACCAGACCAUGUCAAACCUUGGAGGAUAUUACGGAUGGUCCUCUCUUCGUUCUUUGUUUGGCAAAAACAAUCAUUGGAACAAAAGUGAAGGCAUUAGAAGGGAUUCCAGUGAACAAAAAUACCGUGUUGAUCAUCAUUCACAUGACUGAUAAUGAGGAAUCCUUGUCGCUGGCGACUAUUGGCGUCCGUUCUUACGCGAGCGAGUUACAUCAGCUUGGAGGGACCAUGGACAUGGUAUUUAACAGCGGAAGUAGAUUUUCCGAUUGUGAUGACAACACUACCGCAGUGGAAAGAAUGGCGAUAUUCUUUAAAAAACUUUGA
Molecule: messenger RNA, 1827 nt
Organism: Ylistrum balloti
Lineage: Eukaryota; Metazoa; Mollusca; Bivalvia; Pectinida; Pectinidae
Exons: 14
Coding region: 1-1827 (608 amino acids)
Source: RefSeq, a predicted model, not a curated record